AUGAGCAUAUGGUCUAUAGGGUUAACUGGUAAACAUGUAAUAAAAUACAAUAAUGGAAAUCACUAUGAUGGAUAUUUUGUUAAUGGAAAUUAACAUGGAGAGGGUCAAAUGAUAUAUACUGACGGGGCUGAAUAUUAUGGAAGUUGGAUAAAUGAUAAAAGAUAAGGUAAGGGUAAUUAUAAAUUGGCCAAUGGAGAUGAAUAUUAUGGAGAUUGGAAAAAUAAUAAUCGAGAAGGAAAGGGUUAGAUGAAAUAUGCCAAUGGUGAUUUGUAUUAUGGAUAAUGGAAGAAUGAUAAAAGAGAAGGAGAUGGUAUAAUGAAAUACUACACUGGUCAUUUAUAUAAUGGGGAUUGGAAAAUGAUAAACGAGAAGGAAAAGGCUAAAUGUAGUUGGGUGAUGGAGAUGAAUAUAAUGGAGAUUAUGUAAAUGAUGAAAAGCAUGGAAAAGGUAAAUAUACAUGGGCUAAUGGAGAUUAUUAUUAUGGAGAUUGGAAAAAUGAUAAAAGAACAGGAUAGGGUAGAUUUCAAUCGAAGAAUGGGAAUAUAUUUGAUUAAUGUCCAUUAGAUUGUUGCUUUUCAAUUGAAGAUUUCAAUAUUUCAUUAACUGGAACAUCAUCCCAAUAGCAGAAGAAAAUUGUGUGGGAUUGGAUGGAUAAUAUUAAGGAUACAUAAAAAUUUAAAUAAUUAAUUCCGUUUUUUUUUAACAUUAUUAAGAUGGGGGAAUCAUCCUACCAGUAAUUGUCAAUAAUCAAACAAUUCAAAAACCAUAAUAGAGAGUCUAUAAAAAUUAUCAGCAAUAUGAAAGCAUUGGUUUAAUUAUUUUAUAACAAUUCUAAUUAUGAACUUAAGGUUAUGCUACUCAAACUCUAUUAAAAUAUGUAUCCUGUCCCUUUAAUUUUUCAAAAUCCAUCUUUAUAAACUGCUAAAGAAGAAAUCGAUUUAUAUGGAUUUAAUGAGAAACUGUAUUAUGUAUUUUAAACAUCUUUUCCUAUCAAUAAUUUUUCUUUAAGCUAAAAGUAAGCUUAAAUAGGGAAGACAGAGUUAAUAAAUUAAAUAUUUUACUAAUAAGAUAAAUUUGAGACAUAAGAUACUAGCCAAUUAAACAACAAUACUAUUGAUAUAAUGUUUGAUACAUAAUUUAAUGAAUCAAGAAAUUUUAGUGUUGCUGAUGCUCAUGGCUAAUUUCCAAUAGAAUUAUUACUCAAAAUUUUGCCAUUAUUCCGUAUGUCGAUUCUACAAUAUGAUUCGGAAUAUGAACUUAUUGAAAAUUAAAGCAAGUUAAAUUAAUCAAGAAUAUUCUACCUAAACAAAAUUCUACAAUAUGUUUUAUUAUAAGAAAUUACAAAGGAGAGUUAGAAGAGAAUAUUAUUAAUGAAGUUUAUAAGAAAUAUUUAGAGUAGUUGAAAAAAGAAGGAAUAAAAGUACAUAAAAUAAUUGAUUUGGCUUAGAAAGGCUUGGAUAAAUCUUUAAAAGAGUAAGAUUUGUAACUUACCUAAUCUUUAUUUUCAAUGAGAUCAUUAAAGUAAAUUAAUAAUAAUCACUAGUCACUAACAUAGAUUUUUUAGACAUAAUAUAAAAAUUUGAUUCAAUAGAAAAAAAUAUAUCUCAUUAAUUUUUAUAAGACUAGUCUAUCAUUAAAGAUUUAGAAAAUGAACUAAAUAGAUUGGUUUAAAAACCAUUGCGAUUUUAUGAUUAAGUAGCUUUUCCAAUCAGAUUCAUAGCAUACCAAUUAAAGAUUUUAAAAGAAAAAGAAAAUUAAUUGAUUCAAUAAAAAAAUAUUUCAAGUUAAAGUUAAUUAUUUACCACUAAAAACUAAAAGGAGAUUUACAAAAAUCAAGAUAACGAAGAAUAUGAAGAAACAAAGUAAUAAAUAAUCAAAUUAGAAGAUUCAAUUAAGAACUCUUAAUUAUCAAACCUUUUAAAGAUUUUUUGUAAAAUAUUUGACUAAAGCUCAUACUAUAUUUUAUAUUUAUAAUUCACAGAUUAAGUUAGAAAAUUUAAUGAACGUAACAGCUAUGAAUUGUAGGAAAAAAAUCAAAUUAUUAAUGAAAAAUUGAUGAAACUUCUAAAAGAAAGAGAUUCAAUCAAGCUUAAAAAGAAUGAAAUUAAUUAAAAAGCUUCAUCAAUUAUAAAUUAUGAAAGAAAAAAUAAAAUAUAUAAAAAAUAACAAGAUGAACUAAAAUAGGAACUAAAAUAAAAUUUGAAAAAUAUAGCAUUCAGAAAUAUUGGGAUAGAAAUGUUUUGGAGGGAACUGAUUGAAAUUAGUUAAAGAAGUUUGGCUAAUAUAUAAAUUGAUCCAGCAGAUAUAGUAUAUGAUAUGAUUAAAAAAGGGGAACCUUUUGAAUUUCUAGAGGGAGAUUCUCUUUAGAUAAAUGCAAAAUUUUUGGAUGAACUUAAAAAUAAAUUCACAAAUUUGGGAAAAGAGAAGGUUUUAGUAUUAAGUGUUUUAGGACCUUAAGGUUCAGGAAAAUCUACUAUUUUAAAUAAGAUAUUUGGAUGUCAUUUUUGGACAAGUUUUGGUAGAUGUACAAAAGGUAUUUAUUUACAUUUGUUGAAAAUCUAAUUUAAAGAAUAUUUUAAUAAUUUAUUUGAUUAUAUAUUGAUACUUGAUUCGGAGGGAUUACAGAAUCCAAAUUAGAUUGAUACUGAGUUUGAUAAAAAAAUUGCUCUUUUUGUCUUGGCAAUAAGUGAUAUCAUUUUGAUAAAUGUUAGAGGAGAUUUACAUUAACACUAUGAAACCUAAUCUCUCUUCUAUAAAGUAAAUAAGUUGGUGUUUUUUAAUUAAAAUAACGAUGCUAACAACUUUGCUCCAUUUUUAAACUAAAUCUUAGGAAUUGCCAAUAAUUUAAAUUUAGUAUAUAAUAAUGACUAAGAUGCAAAAAAUUAAGCCAUUGAUUAUAAUGAAUUUUUGAAUAUUUCGAAAGAUAAUAUUUAAAUAUUAGGAUUUGCAUGUAGUGAGAAAUUAUAGAGAAAGAAUGAAAGUUUAGGUAUUAUUAAAGAUUGGAGAUAAUUAAUAAUAAAUGAAAAAUUUUCUGAAGAAGCUUAUCUUUAUGGAAUAAGAAUGAUUGAGAAUUUUAUGAUAAAGUUUUAAUCCUAAACUGACACCUCUCAAAUGUAAAGUUUAAAUUUGUUCAUGUAAAAUAUAUAUACUAAUUGGUAAACUAUUUGUAAUUUACCAGAUUUAUUGAAAUUUGCUGAAUUAAUCUAAUAUAAGCAAGAUUAAUUGAUGAAAAAUAAAUUUGUAUAAAUUUAUGAUGAAUACGAUUUUAGUUUUAAGAAUGAAAUAGCAAAUGAAAUAAAUGAUAGAAUUCGCAGUAGCUCUGUAAAAAAUUUGACCUUUUUAAUUAAAUUUAAGAUGAUAAAAAUGAAGAUCUUAGAAUAAGGUUUAGCUAAAUUGAACAAGAUAUAUAAGAUAAACUACUAGCAUUUAAAUAAGAUAAACAAAUUUAAGAGAAGAUUUACUUGA
Messenger RNA from Paramecium pentaurelia, 3465 nucleotides. NCBI's taxonomy places the organism in Eukaryota, Ciliophora, Oligohymenophorea, Peniculida, Parameciidae. The record is from the annotation of a GenBank genome assembly.